AUGAAUGAGAUCUGCGCCAUAUUAAAAAAAUACAAUGAAAGUAACACUGAAGGAAUAAUAGAUUUAUUCAAAGAAUACAGUGUUAACCCAAAAGAUAAAACGGAAGUUCACGCUAAACUCAAAGAACUGGACUAUUCUAAACUGAUGGCAUUUGACGCUAAUGGGUUGUACGCUUCAGCCAUGACAGAAGGUGAAUAUCCUAAAGCGGAAAGUGCAAGAGCGUUUCUACCAGAAGAAGAAAAAGAAUUUGUAAAACUCUUCAAUAAACAAAAAUUCAGACCUAGAACUGCUAUUUUAAAAGUUUGGUUUGAAUAUCCCAAAAAAAUGUUCUUUCAACCCAUACCAGCUAAAGAUAAAAUAACUUUUACGAAUAGAAUAGGUCAGAAGGAAACUGGCACUAAAAUCAGGUUCCUGUCACGACGUUUUAACAUCAGUUGA
Molecule: messenger RNA, 438 nt
Organism: Lottia gigantea (owl limpet)
Lineage: Eukaryota; Metazoa; Mollusca; Gastropoda; Lottiidae
Exons: 1
Coding region: 1-438 (145 amino acids)
Source: RefSeq, a predicted model, not a curated record